Candoia aspera is the source of this 2130-nucleotide messenger RNA. RefSeq names its product iroquois homeobox 3 (gene IRX3). The transcript has 4 exons. Gene Ontology annotation, cellular component: nucleus. Gene Ontology annotation, biological process: cell development; neuron differentiation; regulation of transcription by RNA polymerase II. NCBI's taxonomy places the organism in Eukaryota, Metazoa, Chordata, Lepidosauria, Squamata, Candoiidae. The record is from RefSeq and is a predicted model, not a curated record. Gene Ontology annotation, molecular function: DNA-binding transcription factor activity, RNA polymerase II-specific; RNA polymerase II cis-regulatory region sequence-specific DNA binding. Bases 125 to 1837 code for a protein of 570 amino acids.
CGGCCGCAACUUUCUCGCCCCUCUCGCUCUCUCCUCUUCGCUUCCUUUCCUCCCCCUCCCUCUCUCCCCUCCCCUCUUUCCUUCCCCCCUUUCCUCCCCCUCCCCCCCGCCCCCCCGCCCCGCCAUGGCAUUUUCCCAGUUGGGCUACCAGUACAUCCGCCCGCUCUACCCGACAGAGCGUCAAGGGAACAGCGGCUCCCGAAACGGGACAGAGCUCAGCCCGUCCGGAUCCCUCUGCAGCGUCUUGUCUUCCAUGUACGGCGCGCCUUACGCGGCAGCCGCGGCUGCUCAGGGCUACGGGGCCUUCCUGCCUUACGCGGCCGAGCUUCCCAUCUUCCCGCAGCUGGGCACCCAGUAUGAGCUGAAGGACAGUCCCGGCGUCCAGCCCCCGGCCUUCCCGCCCCCCCACCCAGCUUUCUACCCUUACGGGCAGUACCAGUUCGGCGACCCAUCCAGGCCCAAGAACGCCACGCGCGAGAGCACCAGCACGCUGAAGGCCUGGCUGAACGAGCACCGCAAGAACCCCUACCCGACCAAGGGCGAGAAGAUCAUGCUGGCCAUCAUCACCAAGAUGACCCUCACCCAGGUCUCCACCUGGUUCGCCAACGCCCGCCGGCGCCUCAAGAAGGAGAACAAGAUGACCUGGGCGCCCCGCAGCCGCAGCGAGGACGAGGAGGGCACCGCGUACGGCAGCGAGGACGGCGAGGCCGACAAGCGCGAUGCCGACGACGAGGAGAUCGACCUGGAGAGCAGCGACACCGAGCCCGUGGAGAGCGGGGCGGCCGGAGCCGGCGCCCCGGGCGGGCAGCUGCUCCUGCACGUCGGGGAGGACGAGGAGGAAGACGAGGAGGGCGCCCAGGCGGCGGCGGCGGCGCUGCGCCUGCCCUCCCCGCAGGAGGCCCGCGCUGGCAGUGACAGCGACUCGGAGGAGGAGGAGGAGGAGGAGGAGGAGGAGGAGGAGUGCUCCGACGGCUUCGAGGAGCUGUCCGGCGCUCAGGAGCGCUUCCUGAAGGCGGUGGAAGCGCGGCGGCGCUCCUCGGCGGCCCACCCGUCCUCCCCGCCGGCCCUCCGAAGCCCCAGCCCGGCCCCGCAGCCUGCCCCGCCGCCCAAGCCCAAGAUUUGGUCCUUGGCAGAGACCGCCACCAGCCCGGAUAACCCUUCGCGCAAAUCGCCCCCUGGCGGCGGCGGAGGCUCCCCCCAGGCCGGCCCCCAGUGCCUUCCGCUGGGGGCGGCCCCGCAGCCCGCCCCGGGCGCCGCCGCCGCCGCCGCCGCCGCGCACAGACUGGUCUCCGCCUGCCCGCUGGGCAAGUUCGCCGGCUGGUCGGGCCGGCCCUUCCCGGCCGCCCCCCCUCACCCGCCCCACCCGCUGACCUUACUGAACACGCCCCACCUCUUGGGACUCGCGGGGGGCAGCCCCAGCACGGCUCCGGCGGCGGCGGCGGCGGCGGCGGCAGCGGCGGCGGCUCUCGCGGCUUUCUCCAGACCCGCAGACCAGGCGCCGAGCGCGGAAGCCUCCGGAACAGAUCGAUCUAGUGCCUUGGAAGUAGAGAAAAAGUUAAUAAAGACAGCUUUCCAGCCAGUUCAGAGGCGGGCCAAGGGAGAUCUAAUUCUCUCCCCCUCAAAUGCUAAUUCUACAAUAAAUUUAAAUUCAAUAAAACUCUGCAUAUCCCAGGAAUCCUUGAUUAGCAUCGUACCUAUUAGUUCAGACCCAGAUGAUGAGAUAUAUUGCUCUUUAAUAUACACACACCCAAAUACGUAUUUUCUCUAUCCCUUCUCUUCUAGGCCUCAGAACCAACUUGAUGCAGCUAUGGUUCUAUCUGCAUUGUCAUCAUCAUAGUUAAUUUUUUAAAAUUAUUGUUCUAAUGAAUGUAAAAUAAAAUUCUCUGUAUAGUUACAGCUUGUACGCAUGUCUGUGUAUUAAAUGAAAAAAAAAUAAGCGUGAGGGGGGAGAAAUCCAAUUCUGUACUAUCAUCUGGAUUAGCUGAAUUUGUGAAGUAUUUUGGAAGUCUGGUGAGAAAUAGACAUUUUUUUUUUGUAUAUAUAGAGUAAAACUCUCUCUCUCACACACAAAUGUACAUACUUGUGAACCAAACUGUACAAGAAAGUAUAUAUUUUUGGCUAAUAAACUGU